CGACCCCAGAUUCUAUUUUCACUGCUCCUCCCAGGAUAAAGAGCAGUUCGCCAGCACGAGCGGAGCAGCUCGUUUCAGACUAGGAUGAAGUCCAGCAGCACAGCGCACACCGACAGCUUCACCUCUGACCCGGACAGCGGUUCCGACACCUCGGACGGCUGCAGCCUGCUGGGGGAGUCCGUACAGGAGGAGGAGCCGGUGGCCUAUCCUGACGCCCCGAGGCGGACAAGGAGGCAGCAGAGGAGCGGCGGAGAGGCGCGUCUGUCAGGAGUCAGCAAACAGAGGCAGGCAGCAAACGCGCGGGAACGAGACCGAACCCACAGCGUCAACACGGCCUUCAUGGCGCUUCGUACCCUCAUCCCUACCGAACCCGCGGACCGGAAGCUGUCCAAGAUCGAAACCCUGCGCCUGGCCUCCAGUUACAUCUCUCACCUGGCCAACGUGCUGCUGCUGGGAGAAGACUGCCGGGACGGACAGCCAUGCCUCCGAUACCAGGACAUCCUGCAUGGCCCCGCCGCGAUCAACGCCUCUUCGGUUCGGCCCAUCUGUACCUUCUGCCUCGGCAACCAGAGGAGACAGAGCUCAACCCAGGUACGACCCUUUCAGUCACGCCCCGCACCCUCCAGCCCAGAGGCAGCCAUGGGCCCCACCCAGACUGACCAGGUAGUGACCCAGUUGCAGAUCAAUCCAUCCGCUUCACCACAUCUGGAAGGCAGCCGCAUCGUUGACGCCCCCUCACAAAGUCCUUUUUUUUACAGUUCAUAGUUCUUUGGUAAUAUGGACCCCCUCCCACACAAGAGUCCUUUUUAGAGUUCUUUUCUUUGGUCUUUGAGCUCCAUCACAUGGCAUGUUGUGUAAAGGCCGCCAGACCUCAGUUUCGUCACAUGCUGACUCCAUCACAUCGCACAGACAAGUUGUCAGAACAGGUGUCUUUGGAGAUUAACACCCUGGACCACGCUUCAACUGUGCCCCUGAUCCGCCCUUUUGAGUUUGACAGGCAUGGACCAUGGUGUAUUUAGGACUGUCUGCCCAGGCUUGAUUCCCAGUCACAAGAAUAAGAACCCACAGUACCCCCAAACUAGAGGCCAGAAUGCGACCUAUGAUCGCCCCUCAAUUGAGCUCUGAACAUCAACAUGCAACCAUCGUGUGACAGCUACAUUAUUACUUGUUUAGCAAGUGUCGGAUUUGAAUUUGAGCCCAUAUAGAUACUUUAUGACUUAUUAGGGCACUGAACAGCUCUGUGGCCUAAAUCCCCACAAGUGAAACAUCUCAUAGACGCCUGCUGAAUUUUUCUCUGAACAUUUUCUAAUCUGAGAUGUUUUCUCUUUCCCAUAGUCACAUUAUUUUGCCCCUCAUCCCAUAAUGGCUGUGAUGGUAACCCUUGAGUUAGUUUAUUUACAGUUAUCUCCAGUUGAUUUACUCUGUCUAUAAGCUCUUUCAGCUGACCAUCAGUACACCGUGCUUGAUGUAGACCUGUCACAUUCUUUGUUGACACGCUCCCCAUCCCCAUGUCUAACUCACAUUCUGUCUGACAGCCUAUGAUAACCAAUUGCUUUUGUCCGGAGCCCAUGAAUAUGCCAGACCGAUCCAUUUUGGAGGUUUUUAAUAAACCGGCUAACAAGCGUAUAUUUUUGUGUAUUUAUUUUGAACAGGCUCUGAAGAUUAAAACGGAAAAAUAACUUUGACACCCGGUUGUAAGGGAAGAGGACUUAUUUAAAUAAGCCUCUCUUACAUACUUCUCAUAAUCUAGUUAUGAGAGAAGUUUUUACCAAGGUAUUUCUCAUUACUUUAAUAUUUUGACUGUGCAAAGUGAAAAGUGACGCAAUAAGGGAAC
Austrofundulus limnaeus is the source of this 1834-nucleotide messenger RNA. RefSeq names its product transcription factor 15. Lineage: Eukaryota; Metazoa; Chordata; Actinopteri; Cyprinodontiformes; Rivulidae. The record is from RefSeq and is a predicted model, not a curated record. Gene Ontology annotation, biological process: developmental process; regulation of transcription by RNA polymerase II. Gene Ontology annotation, molecular function: protein dimerization activity; RNA polymerase II transcription regulatory region sequence-specific DNA binding; DNA-binding transcription factor activity, RNA polymerase II-specific. The transcript is spliced from 2 exons. The coding region runs from base 85 to 765 and encodes 226 amino acids.